This is a messenger RNA of Penicillium manginii, 708 nucleotides long. RefSeq names its product class I SAM-dependent methyltransferase. The coding region runs from base 1 to 708 and encodes 235 amino acids. The record is from RefSeq and is a predicted model, not a curated record. The transcript has a single exon. Lineage: Eukaryota; Fungi; Ascomycota; Eurotiomycetes; Eurotiales; Aspergillaceae.
AUGUCCGACCCAACCGUCAUAAAAGAAAACAUCCGAAAAGCCUACAACGAGAUCGCAGACACAUAUCUAGAAUGGACAACCCGAUCCCAUCCAGUCCGCCUUUCGCAUCUCAACGCCCUCCUCAAAGCAAUGGACUUUGAGUCUGACUCUACCCCCACCCCGGGUCCAGACUCGAACUCCAUAAACAUCCUAGAGCUAGGCUGCGGCGCCGGCGUGCCCUGCACACAAGUCCUCGCCGCACGAGCCAACACAACCGUAACAGCAAACGACAUCUCAGACACACAAAUCGCACUGGCUAAGACCCGGCUACCCGCCAACACAACCCUUAUACAGGGCGAUAUGAUGGCGCUGUCCUUCGAGGACGGAUCCUUCGACGCCGUGAUCGCCAUGUACUCGAUCAUUCACCUCCCGCGCACGGAGCAGACAGAGCUCCUGCGGCGGAUUGGGCGGUGGUUGAAAGUUGGGGGACGGUUUUUGGGUAAUUUUUCCGAGGCGGGCUUUGAGGGGAGUGUUAAGCGGGAUUGGUUGGGGGGAAGCGAAGGUGAGAUGUAUUGGAGUGGGUGGGGGAGGGAGGAGAUUGGGAGGAUUUUGAGGGAGGAAGGGUUUCAGAUUGAGGUUGAUGAGGUUGUUGUUGAUGUUGAGGUUGAUUGUGAUGGUGGGGUUGGGAGGGAUGUGCCGUUUAAUUGGAUACGGGCGAGGAAGAUUUGA